Striga asiatica is the source of this 918-nucleotide messenger RNA. NCBI's taxonomy places the organism in Eukaryota, Viridiplantae, Streptophyta, Magnoliopsida, Lamiales, Orobanchaceae. The record is from the annotation of a GenBank genome assembly.
UAACNUCCUCGCCUCCGCCAGUCCGCCUCAGACAACCAAAUCAGAUCGCAGCCUCCCUCUUCAUCUCCUCGCCUCCCCCUCAGAAAUUGAAUCAGCUUUCAGCGACAUACCUGACUAAAGCAACAAAAAUAAUGGCAAGGUCUUUGUCUAGCAUUCUUGUUAAAAGGAUUGCUGCCUUUCCAGCUGCUAAUUUGACUGAAUCUGGAUCUUUCUACCGGGGCAUGCUUCGUUUCUCGACAACUGUUCCUGAUGACCCCGAUACACAUGAAGAUUUUAGACCCUCCAAUAAAGUUCAAGAAUCUGCCUCCUCCUUGAAUGAAAUUGUUGAGAAGGAUGUGAAAGAAAACCCUGUGAUGAUAUACAUGAAAGGGGUGCCAGAACAUCCUCAAUGUGGUUUUAGUGCACUAGCAGUGAGGGUCUUGCAAGAAUAUAAUGUUCCUAUAAGUGCGAGAAAUAUACUAACAAACCUUGAGCUAAAGAAUGCUGUUAAAUCCUACAGCUUUUGGCCAACAUUCCCUCAAAUAUUUAUCAAAGGGGAGUUUGUGGGAGGAUCUGAUAUCAUUCUUAACAUGCAUCAGACAGGUGAGUUGAAAGAGAAGCUGAAAGAUGUUGGCAAACAACAAAAGUCGGACUCGGAGUAAGUCGUAUGCUGAAAGAGAGUGAAUAAAUCAGCCCUAUUUUAUUUUAUUUUCUGCUGUCUUUCAUGUAUUGUCGAAAUAAUUAAGUGGCGUAGAUUCUCUUUCUUUUCAAAAUUUCCUCACCAAUUUUUUCGUUUUACUGGGUACUGUAGUGACCGUGGUGUAUGAAUAAGUAAUUGGCCAUUUCGAGUGUUUUUGAAGGUUGAAUCACUCUCUGGAAAAUUGGAAUACUCUGGUGGAUUUGUUAAUUCUGCUGAUAUAAGACCAUCUUUAUCUACAA